This is a messenger RNA of Parnassius apollo (apollo), 597 nucleotides long. The record is from the annotation of a GenBank genome assembly. NCBI's taxonomy places the organism in Eukaryota, Metazoa, Arthropoda, Insecta, Lepidoptera, Papilionidae.
AUGCCAAAGUGUUCGGUGAUUUCCUGCCCAAAUAACAGCAGACACGUGCGAAAAAAGGAUGGUGUUUCAUAUUUUAGUUUUCCUCGAAACCCCAUAAGAUGCUCUGAAUGGACAGUUAUUAUAGCAAAAGCCCGAAAUGAAUUAAACUACAAGCCAUAUAAAGGGUCGGUUGUAUGCUCUAAUCACUUUCCUGCUUCAGACAUUUAUACAACAACGAAAGGUUUCAGUAGGCUUAACAAAAAUGCAAAACCCAUUUUACAUCUGAAUAAAAAACAACUUAGAAGUUACGAUAGUUCAGAUCAAGACAACACUCACGUAAACUUAGAUCACGACAACAAUCAGCAAACAAUUAAACAAAAUGAAGAUAGCAUUGAAUUGUCUUUUGAUAUUGAUAAUGAAUUUGGGAACGAUGAAGAAAUAUGCCAACAAACUAACGUUGUAUGCUUGCAGGAGGAAAAUUCAAGAAAAAAUCGAACAGAGCCCUUCUACGUCUAUAAGUAUUGGGUCUAUUUUAGACACUCCCAGAAAAACUGUUAUAAAGAGAAAGCUGAAUUUAUGCGAAAAAAUGAUUUUAAACAAAAACAGACAGAUCAAUAG